This is a messenger RNA of Branchiostoma floridae (Florida lancelet), 1095 nucleotides long. RefSeq names its product pulmonary surfactant-associated protein D-like. The coding region runs from base 1 to 1095 and encodes 364 amino acids. The record is from RefSeq and is a predicted model, not a curated record. NCBI's taxonomy places the organism in Eukaryota, Metazoa, Chordata, Leptocardii, Amphioxiformes, Branchiostomatidae. The transcript is spliced from 7 exons.
AUGGCAACGGCGCUUCUGACGAACCGUACGUAUCCAGAUGGAGCAAGGCGCCGUACUCUCUGUAGCUUCAUCCGCUCCCACCGCAGCUGCAUCACCGCUGGCAUUGCCGUGCUGAUCGCUGUGGGACUUGCCCCUCUGACGUUCAUCAAUAAAGAGCGCGACCGAGACGACUUCCACCAACUGUCUACCACAGUUGACGCCUUAAAGCGCGACCUGGACAGCGAGCGCAGUCGAGUCACCGCCUUGGAGCAGCGUCUUCAAGAAAUGCGCUACACAGAGUUCCGUGGAAUCUGCUACAAGGCAUUCAACACCAAAAAGACCUUCAGCGGAGCGGCCGCGGCCUGUGGUGAAGACGGCGGCACCCUCGCCAUGCCCAAAGACGCUGAGACCGACGCCUUCCUGGUCUCCUUGCGCAAGUCCGUGAGCGACAGUGGUCUCUUCUGUACGGUCAUGUACGAGCAAGCAGAGCCGGUUCAGUCCCCUCUCUCUCGCCCUGACAGCGGUCAAACAAGCGGGCCGCCGCCCCAACCCCCUGGGCCUCCUGUCCAUCAAGGUGGUUCCCUCGGGCGUGUCCGCCAUGGCAACGGCCCUUCUGACAAGUUGAAAGAAGACCAAGAAGCGUCUUCACACACGUACGAAGAAGCCGAGGUGGUGAAAGGUCACGCAACGUGCACGUCAGCAGCAUUUUGUCCUAAAGGGUACACAGCUUGGAACGGAAUCUGCUACAAGGCCUUCAAUACAGGUAAGACCUUCAGCGAUGCGGCCGCGGCCUGUGGCGAAGACGGCGGUACCCUCGCCAUGCCCCGAGACGCCGAGACCAACACCUUCCUGAUCUCCCUGCACAAUGCCGUGAGCGAAAAGUGGGGCUUCUGGUUCGGCCUCCACGAUCGGCGCGAAGAGGGGAGCUUUGAGUGGAUGGAUGGUUCUGCACUUGGGACCUACAGCUCUUGGGGUCCGGGAGAACCGAACAACGGUCGGGGGGAACAACAUUGCGUUGGUUACUCCGCAGUCCCACACUGGAAGGACAAGUGGGUCGACAUCUCAUGCGACUGGCAGUUUUGCUACAUAUGCCAGACUGUUCCAGGACGUCCCUAG